ACAUACAAAAACAAUUAGUGUACACAUUUCUUAAGAAUGGCUUCCAACAAGCUUAGUGCACUAAUUAUAUUAUUUUCUCUCCUUUCUUAUUCAACAUUUUCACAUGCUUGUGGUUCAUGCAAACCAACUCCAACAAGUCCUCCACCACCUUCUACAACACCUAAGGCUAGCCCUCCACCUAAGGCUAGUACUCCACCACCUUCGACAACACCUAAGUCUAGUCCUCCAACUCCUUCAACAUCACAAAAAUGUCCUAGUGACACAUUAAAGCUAGGUGUAUGUGCUGAUGUUCUAGGACUUGUUAAUGUUAUUGUUGGAAGUCCUGCUUCAAGCAAGUGUUGUACAUUGAUUCAAGGUUUGGCUGAUUUGGACGCAGCAGUUUGUCUUUGUACCGCUAUUAAGGCUAAUGUUCUUGGUAUCAACUUGAAUGUGCCUGUCACACUUAGUCUCCUACUUAGUGCUUGUGAAAAAUCUGUUCCUAAUGGUUUCCAAUGUUCAUAGAGUUUCAUCUUCAUGUGAAAGGUUCAAAGCCAUACGAGUACUUAUGUUACUACUACUUUCAUUAUCGUUUUUAUUUUACUUCUUGUUUAUGUGCACGAUUGACUUUCACGAAAUUAUAGUAUAUAAUUUUGUUGGAUUUUGAAUGCGUGGCUUUUGUCAAAAUCAUGGUGUAUCACCGUGAUUUAGUUAAAUUCAUCAUCAAUUCAAAUAUGCAUUAUAUCUAUUUUAGUGUGGGGUGUAUAUCAUUUUAAUAAAUGGGGCAAGCAUGUUUGCCUCAUCUAGCAACUGUGUUCUUUUAAUUUUAAUGAAUAAAUUUGGCCAACUUUUCAUUUGA
Messenger RNA from Medicago truncatula (barrel medic), 835 nucleotides. RefSeq names its product pEARLI1-like lipid transfer protein 1. The coding region runs from base 37 to 501 and encodes 154 amino acids. The transcript has a single exon. The record is from RefSeq and is a predicted model, not a curated record. Lineage: Eukaryota; Viridiplantae; Streptophyta; Magnoliopsida; Fabales; Fabaceae.